UCGUUCCAAAGCCAACACAACACAAAACAAAGCAAACUCAACAUGCAGAAGGGAAUCAUUCUAAUUGUGGCACUUGUUGCACUGGGAGCCAUAGCCGAGGCAAUGCCUCAGCGGUUCGGGCCUUUCCCCCAGAGCCCACCUCCAAAACCACUAUUCCGCCAUCGUUUCCGCCGCCAGGUUCUGGGAGGCUCAUUGGCAUCAAACCCGGCUGGUGGCGCUGAUGCCCGUAUGGAUCUGACCAAGGCGAUUGGCACUCCCGAUCACAAUGCUGUGGUCCAGGCUUUUGCCGCAGGAAACACUAAAUCGGGUCCAGCCACCGUUGGCGGAACUGCGGCCUACAAUAACAAUGGCCAUGGUGCAUCUGUGACCAGGACCCACACUCCCGGAGUGAAAGACUCCUUCCAGCAGGAGGUCCAUGCCAAUCUCUUCAACGACGGCGUGCACAAUCUCGAUGCCAAGGCGUUUGCCUCGCAGAACAAGCUGGCCAAUGGCUUUGAGUUCCAACGCAAUGGCGCCGCUCUGGACUACUCCCACAUCAAUGGUCAUGGUGCCAGUGUGACGCACAGCAACUUCCCCGGCAUCGGUCGUCAGUUGGGUGCCGAAGCUCGUGCCAAUCUCUGGUCCUCGGCUGAUCGCAACACGAACAUUGAUCUGACUGGAACCGCCAGCAAGUGGAUGAGUGGCCCAUUCUCCAAUCAAAGGACAGACUUUGGAGCUGGUCUGGGGCUUACCCAUCGUUUCGGUGGAUAGAGCGGCCUGUUCAAUGAUACAAUUAGUUGAAGUUAUUUAUGUAAAGAAUAAAAUUUAGUAUUUUGUUACCAGA
This is a messenger RNA of Drosophila guanche, 823 nucleotides long. RefSeq names its product attacin-A-like. Gene Ontology annotation, cellular component: extracellular region. Lineage: Eukaryota; Metazoa; Arthropoda; Insecta; Diptera; Drosophilidae. The coding region runs from base 43 to 750 and encodes 235 amino acids. Gene Ontology annotation, biological process: defense response to bacterium. The record is from RefSeq and is a predicted model, not a curated record. The transcript has 2 exons.